This is a messenger RNA of Penicillium brasilianum, 1267 nucleotides long. NCBI's taxonomy places the organism in Eukaryota, Fungi, Ascomycota, Eurotiomycetes, Eurotiales, Aspergillaceae. The record is from the annotation of a GenBank genome assembly.
AGACCUUCAAACUACCUUUUAUCCUCUCACAAUCUCACUACUCAAGACAUUUCCUUGCCACUCACAAUGGCAGAUGGGACUGAAACCUCAGACGUUGUCCCUCAGUUUGGCUUCAAGAAACGCGCUAAAGGCAAGGCCAACUUUCGCAAGAAGCCCGCAACACCGCCACCAGCCUCAGACUCCGGUUCCGACUUCACAUCAUCCGACGACGAAGAGGGUAGGCGCAUCAAGAGGCGACGCAAGAAUGUGGCAGUGACGGCCUCAUCCGCUGCAAAUGUCACCAGGAGAGACCCUGCCGCCGAUCAACCUAUGAGCACUGGCCCGGUGCCUCUAUCUACGAGCAACGAUGCCACAAAAUCAGCCAACUGGUACGAUGAGGAUCUGAGUGCGAAGAACCUGCUGGGGUCAACCAGAGCUCAUGCGUCUACGGACACCGCGCCAGACGGUACCUACAAAGGCGCGGCCAACUAUUCAUCCUUCAUUCAGAAGAACCCAGAUGCGCCCACUAAGCAGUUUGGUCCCAUCAAAGCGCCUACAAAUGUUCGAACCGUGACGGUGAUGGAUUUUGCCCCCGAUGUCUGCAAGGACUGGAAGCAAACCGGGUGGUGUGGAUUCGGUGAUUCCUGUAAAUUCUUACACGCCCGUGAGGACUAUAAACAAGGCUGGGAACUGGAUCGGGACUGGGAAAUCGGGACCAACGGCAAAAAGUUGAGUGGCCGGGUGGUAUCGCAGCGGAAAGGCGCUGGAAAGACUGCCGAGGACGACGAGGACGAGGAUGACGACGAGCUGCUGGACAGCAUCCCGUUUGCCUGCAUUAUCUGUCGGAAACCAUAUCAGAACCCCAUCAUCACCAAGUGUGGGCACUACUUUUGCGAAUCCUGCGCGCUGCAACGGUAUCGGAAGAAUCCAUCUUGUGCGGCGUGCGGGGCGGGCACUGGUGGUGUGUUUAAUACCGCGAAGAAACUGAAUGCUUUGCUGGAGAAGAAGCGGGAGAAGGCGCGGAGAGAGCGUGAAAAGGCUAUUGAGGAGGGCGAGGAGGUCAGUGAGGAAGAGCAGCAUGAGGGCAGUGAUUAGGAUUAUUGGCGGUCCGAGGCAAGCUGCAGCUGGACUGCGCGAUCCGUCCUGGACGUCUUUAUGUGACAAACUUCAUCGAACACUAUAUUCUGAGAUCACCGUGUUUUACCGAGGCAACCCUGAAUAAUACUAGAAAAAACACUAAUAUAUCCACUGCCCCGUCCAGGAGUAGUUGAUGAAGCUAAGAUGUGAC